AUGACGAUAUUAUCAUUAUUGACUACCAUCGCAUUACUUAUCACUGUCAGCAGUGGUUCAAACUGUUUAACUCGGCAGUCAAUUGAAGAAUCUUUGAAGAAAGUCUAUAUACCAGGUGCAGCAAUCAUUGUUGUCAAUAGUACUGAUAUACUCUAUGAGGAAGCUUUUGGUUAUCAAUCUCUUCUACCGAAAAAACCAUUGGAUAUUGAAAGAUCAAUCUUUCCUGUCGCCUCGAUUUCGAAAACAGUCAUAGCUGUUGCUGUCAUGCAGUUAGUUGAACAAAAACGUGUCGACCUAGAUACAGAUGUCAAUGAAUAUUUGGGUCUGCCAAGUCGUGCAAUCUAUCAUCGAAAUUUUCCCAAUUCUUCCAUCACAUUGCGUCGACUACUUUCUCAUUCAUCGUCAAUCGCCGUCAAUGGUGCUUUGCAAGCGAGCUUCUUCCAAGCUGGUGAUAGUGCCAUUGACAAUGGAACAUUAGCUGAGUUUUGUUUGAAAUAUUUAAAUUGGAAUACAACGAAUUGGCUGCCACGACCACCAGGAAACGCAACCCUUUACUCCAACGAAGGAACAACGUUAGCAGCAUUAGUAGUGGAACGAAUCAGUAACAUGCGCUAUGAUCAAUAUGUAAAAGAGAAAAUUUUCAAGCCAUUGAAUGUUACCAGUGAUAAAGUUGGCGUUCUUCUCAAAGAUUUUACUGACAAAACACAUUUCGUAGAACACUAUGCCUAUGCACCGAAUUCAUCAUUCUUAGAACUAUGGAAAGCAGAAUUUCCACAAUUGAAUGUUGAAUUGAUGCCGGGCAAUCUAUCGACAUAUCUACGUAUUCCCUUUCUUGGUUUUACUGGUUAUCCUGCUGGUCUGUUACGGAUGUCAGCACAUUCUCUUUCUGCUUUUCUCCGCAUGUUUGUCAACAAGGGAAGUCCACUUCUUUCGCCACAAUCCGUCGAUGAAAUAAAAACCAUAGUUGGCAACGGUCAAAUCUAUCCUUUCAAUCCAAAUCCGAACUCCACCACUCAACCUCCACCACGGAGAUAUGGACUCUGUUGGCAUUGGAGAACACUGACCGACAAUCGUCAAUAUCUAGGCCAUGGUGGAAGUCUCCCUGGCAUGACGCAUCUGAUGUUAAUUAAUGAGAAACACAAUACAGGUGUCAUUGUAUUGACUAAUGCAGACACGAAUGCACCGAUUGAAUUAACGCAACAAAUUUAUGAAGCAAUGGAAAAUAUUCACAUAUCGAUGUUUAGGUGUUAUGAAACAAAUCAUGCUAUGCCGAUUUUGUUUUAUUCAAAGACCAUUAUUUUUGGAUUUUGUUUCCGCAUACUCUUGAUUAUGAAAAGCCUAUAA
This is a messenger RNA of Adineta ricciae, 1344 nucleotides long. Lineage: Eukaryota; Metazoa; Rotifera; Eurotatoria; Adinetida; Adinetidae. The record is from the annotation of a GenBank genome assembly.